AUGCUGCUCCCUGCCCUCCUCUUUGGGAUGGCAUGGGCAUUGGCUAACGGGCGGUGGUGUGAGCAGACGGAGACAAUCCUGGGGGAGGAGGAGGUGACCCCCCGUCAGGAGGAGCUGGUGCCCUGCACCAGCCUCUACCAUUACCAGCGCCUGGGCUGGCGGCUGGACCUGUCCCGGAGUGGGCCUGCUGGGCUCUGUCCCAUCUACAAGCCCCCAGAGACCCGGCCUGCCACAUGGAACCGGACGGUGAGGGCUUGCUGCCCAGGCUGGGGGGGCACCCACUGCACCCUGGUCCUUGCAGAAGCCAGCCCUGAGGGCCACUGCUUCGCCACGUGGCAAUGCCAGCUGCGGGCAGGUUUAGCUAAUGCUUCUGCAGGAAGCCUGGAGGAGUGCUGUGCCCGGCCUUGGGGACACAGCUGGCAGGAUGGCAGCUCUCAGGCCUGCCUCAGCUGCUCCAGCCUACGGCCCCCAGGCAGCACUCCCUCUCCAGCCCUCCUGCGGCCCCUGCCAGGGGCCGUGGCCCAGCUCUGGAGCCAGCACCAGCGUCCCUCAGCCACCUGCGCUACCUGGUCAGGCUUCCACUACCGGACCUUUGAUGGGCGCCACUACCACUUCCUGGGCCGCUGCACCUACCUAUUGGUGGGGGCUGUGGAUUCCACCUGGGCUGUCCACCUCGUGCCCAGGGGGCAUUGUCCCCCACCUGGGCACUGUCAGCUGGCCAGGGUGAUGAUGGGACCCGAGGAGGUGCUGGUCCAGGGUGGAAAUGUCUCUGUGAAUGGGCAGCUGGUAUCUGAUGGGGAGUCUCGGCUGCUGCCGGGGCUGAGCCUGCAGUGGCAAGGGGACUGGCUGGUGCUGUCAGGGGGCCUGGGGGUCAUUGUGCGGCUGGACAGGUCCAGUUCGGUCUCCGUUUCCGUGGACCACAAGCUCCAGGGACAGACUCAAGGCCUCUGUGGGGUCUACAAUGGCAGGCCUGAGGAUGACUUCUUGGAGCCAGGCGGCGGGCUGGCUGUGUUAGCUGCCACCUUUGGGAAUUCCUGGAGGCUCCCUGACUCAGAGCCUGGGUGUCUGGAUGCAGUGGAGGUGGCCCCAGGCUGUGACGAUCCCCUGAGGGGCACAGAGGCAGGCAUGCAGGCUGGCCAACUGCGGGCUGAAGCCCAGGAUGUGUGCCACCAGCUGCUGGAUGGUCCGUUCAGGGAAUGUCAUGCCCAGGUUCCCCCUGCUGAGUACCACGAGGCCUGCCUCUUUGCCUACUGUGCUGGGGCCCCAGCAGGCAGUGGGCAAGAGGGGCGGCGGGAGGCCGUGUGCGCCACCUUGGCCCACUACGCUCAGGACUGCGCCAAGCGGCGCAUCCACGUGCGCUGGAGGAAGCCCGGCUUCUGCGACCGCCUGUGCCCGGGAGGCCAGCUGUACUCCGACUGCGCCUCGGCCUGCCCGCCCAGCUGCGCGGCCGCGGGCGCGGGAGGGGAGGGGUCCUGCGGGGAAGAGUGCGUGAGCGGCUGCGAGUGCGCGCCCGGCCUCUUCUGGGACGGCGCCCUCUGCGUGCCUGCCGCCCGCUGCCCCUGCUACCACCGACGCCAGCGCUACUCCCCCGGUGACACCGUGCGCCAGCUGUGUAACCCAUGCGUGUGCCAGGACGGCCGCUGGCUCUGCGCGCAGGCGCCGUGCCCCGCCGAGUGCGCGGUGGGCGGGGACGGGCAUUACCUCACCUUUGAUGGGCGGAGCUUCUCCUUCCGCGGCAGCCCAGGUUGCCGCUCCAGCCUGGUGCAGGACUUCACCAAGGGGCAGCUGCUGAUCGUGCUGGAGCAUGGGACCUGCGACUCUGGGAGCUGCCUCCACGCCAUCUCUGUCUCCCUGGGGGACACCCAUGUCCAGCUUAGGGACUCAGGAGCUGUGCUGGUCGAUGGGCAGGAUGUGGGCUUGCCCUGGGAUGGCCCUGGGGGCCUCCACCUCUCCCGAGCCUCCUCCACCUUCCUGGUGCUGCGCUGGCCUGGGGCCCAGGUCCUCUGGGGAGUGUCAGACCCUGCAGCCUACAUCACCUUGGACCCCCGCCAUGCUGACCAGGUGCAGGGUCUGUGUGGCACCUUCACCAGGAACCAGCAAGAUGACUUUCUGACACCUGCUGGCGACGUGGAGACCAGCAUUGCCGCCUUCGCCAGCAAGUUCCAGGUGGGAGAUGAGGGAAGGUGCCCCUCAGAGGACAGCACCCUGCUCUCUCCCUGCAGCACCCACGCUCAGCACCACAUUUUCUCGGAGGCAGCCUGUGCCGUCCUGCGUGGCCCGGCCUUCCAGGAGUGCCACGGCCUGGUGGACAGGGAGCCAUUCCACCUGCGCUGCUUGGCAGCCAUGUGUGGCUGUGCCCCUGGCAGGGACUGCCUCUGUCCUGUGCUGGCUGCCUAUGCUCGCCGCUGUGCCCAGGAGGGUGCCUCACUUCUCUGGAGGAACCAAACCCUCUGCCCUGUCCUGUGUCCUGGUGGUCAAGAGUACCAGGAGUGUGCCCCAGUAUGCGGUCGAAACUGUGGGGAGCCAGAAGACUGUGGGGAGCUGGGCGGCUGUGUGGCCGGUUGUACCUGCCCCCUGGGGCUGCUGUGGGACCCUGAGGGCCAGUGUGUGCCCCCCAGCUUGUGCCCCUGCCAGCUCGGAGCCCAUCGCUAUGCACCUGGCAGUGCCACCAUGAGGGACUGCAACCACUGCAUCUGCCAGGAGCGGGGCCUCUGGAACUGCACAGCUCGCCGCUGCACCCCUCCGCGGGCAUACUGCCCCCAGGAGCUUGUCUAUGUCCCUGGUGCCUGCCUGCUCACCUGUGACAGCCCCACGGCCAACCACUCUUGUCCCCCAGGCAGUACGGGGGGCUGUGUCUGUCCCUCAGGCACCGUACUGCUGGAUGAGCGCUGUGUGCCUCCCGAGCUCUGUCCCUGCCGUCACAGUGGGCAGUGGUACCCACCCAAUGCUACCAUCCAGGAGGACUGCAACAUUUGUGUGUGCCAGGGCCGGCAGUGGCACUGCACGGGCCGGCGGUGUGGCGGACGGUGCCAGGCAUCAGGUGCCCCCCAUUAUGUGACAUUCGAUGGGCUGGCCCUCACCUUCCCCGGGGCCUGUGAAUAUCUGCUGGUGCGAGAGGCCAGCGGCCGGUUCACAGUCUCUGCCCAGAACCUGCCCUGCGGGGCCAGCGGCCUCACCUGCACCAAGGCGCUGACCGUGCGACUGCAGAGCACUGUUGUGCACAUGCUCAGAGGCCAGGCCGUGACGGUGAAUGGGGUGAGCGUGACACCCCCUAAGGUCUACACGGGCCCCGGGCUGUGCCUGCGGCAGGCUGGCCUCUUCCUGCUGCUCAGCACCCGCCUGGGCCUCAGCCUGCUCUGGGAUGGAGGCACCCGGGUCCUGCUGCAGCUGUCCCCUGAGUUUCGAGGCCGUGUGGCUGGGCUGUGUGGAGACUUUGAUGGAGAUGCCAGUAAUGACCUUCGGAGCCGCCAGGGAGUCCUGGAGCCCACAGCUGAGCUGGCUGCCCACUCCUGGCGCCUCAGUCCUCUCUGUCCCGAGCCAGGGGACCUGCCACACCCCUGUACUGUGAACGCCCACCGGGCCAGCUGGGCUCACGCCCGCUGCGGGCUAAUGCUGCAGCCGCUCUUUGCCCGAUGCCACGUGGAGGUGCCCCCACAGCAACACUACGAGUGGUGUGUGUACGACGCCUGCGGCUGUGAUUCUGGGGGCGACUGUGAGUGUCUCUGCUCCGCCAUUGCCGCGUACGCAGACGAGUGUGCCCGGCAUGGACUCCAUGUGCGCUGGCGAAGCCAGGAGCUCUGCCCUCUGCAGUGUGAAGGGGGGCAGGUGUAUGAGGCCUGUGGCCCCACGUGUCCCCCCACCUGCCAUGACCAUGAUCCUGAGCCUGGGUGGCACUGCCAGGCUGUUGCCUGUGUGGAGGGCUGUUUCUGCCCCGAGGGGACUCUGCUGCACGGAGGAGUCUGCUUGGAGCCGACUUCCUGCCCCUGUGAGUGGGGGGGCAGCUUCUUCCCGCCAGGGACUGUGCUGCAGAAGGACUGUGGGAACUGCACGUGCCAGGAAAGUCAGUGGCUUUGUGGAGGUGACGGUACCCACUGUGAGGAGCUGGUGCCAGGCUGUGCAGAGGGAGAGGCCCCGUGCCAGGAGAGUGGGCAUUGUGUGCCCCACGAGUGGCUUUGUGACAACCAGGAUGACUGUGGCGACGGCUCAGACGAGGAGGGCUGUGCCACUCCAGGCUGUGGGGAGGGCCAGAUGUCUUGCAGCUCCGGGCUCUGCCUGCCCUUGGUGCAGCUCUGUGAUGGGCAAGAUGACUGUGGAGACGGGACGGACGAGCAGGGCUGCCCAUGCCCCCAGGACUCACUGGCCUGUGCUGAUGGGCGCUGCCUGCCCCCGGCUCUGCUCUGUGAUGGGCACCCGGACUGUCCAGAUGCUGCUGAUGAGGAGUCCUGUCUGGGGCAGGUGAACUGCACCCUUGGAGAGGUGUCCUGUGUUGAUGGCACCUGCGUGGGGGCCAUCCAGCUGUGUGAUGGAAUCUGGGACUGCCCAGAUGGAGCCGAUGAGGGGCCUGGGCACUGCCCCCUCCCCUCACUGCCCACUCCCCCAGCUGGCACCUUCCCUGGCCACCCUGCUGGCUCCCAGGAGACUGAACCAACUGCCCUGGCCAGCACCAGUGCUGCUCCACCCUGCGGCCCCUUCGAGUUUCCGUGCGGCAGCGGCGAGUGCGCCCCGCGCGGCUGGCGCUGCGACGGCGAGGAGGACUGUGCCGACGGCAGCGACGAGCGCGGCUGCGGCUGGCCCUGCGCGCCGCACCACUUGCCCUGCGCCAGCGGCCCGCGCUGCGUGGCCCCCGCGCAGCUGUGCGACGGCGUGCCGCAGUGCCCCGACGGCUCGGACGAGGGCCCCGACGCCUGCGGCUCCACCCAGCUGCCCCCAUGCGGUGGCCUCUUCCCCUGUGGUUUGGCUCCCCAACUGUGCCUGAACCCAGAGCGGCUCUGCGAUGGGAUCCCCGACUGUCCCCAGGGCGAGGACGAGCUGGGCUGUGGGGGGCUACUAGCUCCAGGAGGCCCCAACAGGACUGGGGUUUCCUGCCCAGAAUACUCCUGCCCCGAAGGCCUCUGCAUCGGUUUCCAGCUGGUGUGCGACGGGCACCCUAACUGUGACCUGGCAGCGGGGGCAGGGCCCUCCCAUGAUGAACAGGGUUGUGGAGCCUGGGGCCCCUGGGGCCCGUGGGGCACCUGCAGCCAGACGUGUGGGCCGGGGGUACAGGGCCGGAGCCGCCGCUGCUCCCCACCCAGUCUCCCGGUGCUGCAGCACUGCCCAGGCCCCGAGCACCAGACCCAGGCCUGCUUCACAGCCGCCUGCCCAGUGGAUGGUGAGUGGACCUCCUGGUCUCCCUGGUCCUCCUGCUCGGAGCCCUGCGGGGGUACCAUGAGCCGGCAGCGGCGGUGCCACCCACCCCAGAACGGGGGCCGGACCUGUGCCAUGCUGCCUGGAGGCCCCCACAGCACCUACCAGACGAGGCCCUGCCCUCAGGACGACUGUCCCAAUGCCACCUGCUCCGGAGAGCUGGUGUUCCGGCCCUGUGCCCCCUGCCCUCUGACCUGCGAUGACAUCUCUGGUCAGGCUGUGUGCCCCCCUGACCGGCCCUGCAGCAGCCCAGGCUGCUGGUGCCCCGAGGGACAGGUGCUGGACGCUGAGGGGCGUUGUGUGUGGCCCCGGAAGUGCCCCUGCCUGGUGGACGGCACGCGCUACUGGCCUGGGCAGCAAGUCAAGGCUGACUGCCAGCUCUGCAUCUGCCAGGACGGGCGGCCCUGGCGCUGCCGGCCUGACCCCGACUGUGCCGUGAACUGUGGCUGGUCAUCCUGGUCCCCCUGGGCUGAGUGCCUGGGCCCCUGUGGGAGCCAGAGCAUUCAGUGGUCCUUCCGGAGCCCCAACAACCCCCGCCUCUCCGGCCGAGGUCGCCAGUGCUGGGGCAUCCACCGCAAGGCCCGCAGGUGCCAGACGGGGCCCUGCGAGGGCUGUGCGCAUCAGGGCCAGGUCCGCCGCGUGGGGGAGCGCUGGCGCGCAGGUCCCUGCACGGUCUGCCAGUGUCUGCACAACGGCACGGCGCGCUGCUCCCCCUACUGCCCGCUGGGCAGCUGCCCCCAGGACUGGAUCCUAGUGGAAGGAUUGGGAGAGUCCUGUUGCCACUGCGCCCCACCUGGAGAGAACCAGACGGUCUACCCCAUGACCACUCCCACCCCCACUCCAGCUCCUAGUCCCCAGAUGGGACCCCCUCUGAUCACCUAUGUUCUGCCUCCGCCUGGAGACCCCUGCUAUUCUCCCCUGGGCCUGGCCCGACUCCCCGAGGGGAGCCUGCGUGCACUGCCCUGGCAGCUGGAGCACCCAACCUGGGCUGCCCGCCUCGGGGCUCCCACCGACGGGCCCGGCCAUCAGGGCUGGAGCCCCCGAGAGGAUGCUCACUCUCAGCAGCGCACCCAGCCCCUCUACCUGCAGCUGGACCUGCUGCGGCCCCGGAACCUCACUGGCAUCAUAGUGCAGGGGGCAGGGUCCUCGGACUUGCUCCAGUUCAGCAGUGAUGGUCUACACUGGUACAACUACCGUGACAUCCUGCCUGGUGUCCCACCCCCACCCAAGCUUUUCCCUGGGAACUGGGAGGACGUAGGCCCCACAGUGCGGACGUUCAGCCGGAUGGUGCAGGCACAGCACGUCCGGGUCUGGCCCCAUGACGCCCACCACAGUGACACCCACCGCAGCGUCUCCCUGCGGGUGGAGCUGCUGGGCUGUGAGCCAGUGUCCCCGCUGGAGGCGUCCCCAUGCCCAGGGGGUGGGCACCGCUGCGCCAGUGGUGAGUGUGCCCCGAGGGGGGCCCCGUGCGAUGGUGUGGAAGACUGCAUGGACGGCUCCGAUGAGGAGGGCUGCGUACCCCUCCCGGCAGGCACCGGCAGCAUCCCGUCCACAGCCAGGACCCCACCCCUCUCCUCCACCCAGCCCGGACAGCUGCCCCCCCAGCACAGAGAGGGUCUGGCAGAGACUGAAAGCUGGCAUCCUGGGCAGAGGUCACCUGUGCCCCCCACAGGGAAGGGGCCAGCUCAUCACCUCCCAACCUCUCAGGCUCCCCGCCUGAGUCCUGGGAAAUCGGUGCAGACCGUGGUGACCACCGCCCCCACACGCCAGCCUGAGGCCCUGCAGCCAGGAAUGGCAGCUGUGAUAGUGCUCCCCUCCGACGCGAUGACUCCCACGGCCCCCGCUGGCCAGAGUGUUGCCCCGGGCCCCUUCCCACCAGUGCAGUGCAGCCCGGGCCAGGUGCCCUGCGAGGUGGUGGGCUGCGUGGACCAGGAGCAGCUGUGUGACGAGAGGGAGGACUGUCUGGAUGGCUCUGAUGAGAGGCACUGCGCGAGCACUGUGCCCUUCACGGUGCCCACAACAGCCCUGCCCGGGCUGCUAGCCUCACGAGCCCUCUGCUCCCCGAGCCAGCUGAGCUGCGGCAGUGGGGAGUGUCUGCCCGCCGAGCGGCGCUGUGACAGGCACCGUGACUGCCAGGACGGCUCAGAUGAGGAUGGCUGUGUGGACUGUGGGCUGGCACCCUGGUCUGGCUGGAGCAGCUGCAGCCGUAGCUGUGGCUUGGGCCUCGCCUUCCAGCGCCGGGAGCUGCUGUGGCCUCCCCUGCCUGGGGGCAGCUGCCCGCCUGACCGGCUCCGCAGCCAGCCCUGCUUCAUGCAGGCCUGCCCAGUGGCUGGGGCGUGGGCUGUGUGGGAGGCCUGGGGGCCCUGCAGUGUCUCCUGUGGAGGUGGCCAUCGGAGUCGCCGGAGGAGCUGUGUGGACCCUCCUCCCAAGAAUGGUGGCGCCCCCUGCCCCGGGGCCUCCCAGGAGAGAGCACCCUGCGGCUUGCAGCCCUGCACAGGGGGCACAGACUGCGGGCUGGGCCGUGUGCAUGUUAGUGCUGAGCUUUGCCAGAAGGGGCUGGUGCCCCCAUGCCCUCCUUCCUGCCUGGAUCCCGAGGCCAACAGAAGCUGCAGUGGACACUGUCUGCAGGGGUGCCGCUGCCCUCCUGGGCUGCUCCUCCAUGACUCCCACUGCCUGCCCCUCUCCCAGUGCCCCUGCCUUGUGGGUGAAGAGCUGAAGCAGCCGGGGAUGCCCUUCCUCCUGGACAACUGCAGCCAGUGCACGUGUGAGAAGGGGGCUCUGCUGUGUGAACCAGGGGGCUGCCCUGUGCCCUGCGGCUGGUCAGCCUGGUCCUCCUGGGGUCCCUGUGACCGCUCCUGUGGCUCUGGAGUGAGGGCCAGGUUCAGGUCUCCCUCCAACCCUCCGGCUGCUUCUGGCGGUGCCCCGUGUGAAGGCAACAGGCAGGAGGUUCAGGUCUGCCACACCAAGUGUGGGACAGAGACACUGGGCUGGACGCCCUGGGCACCCUGGUCCUCGUGCUCCCGGAGCUGCCUCGCCCCUGGAGGGGGCCCAGGCCGGCGCAGUCGUACCCGGCUCUGCUCCAGCCCUAGGGACACAUCCUGCCCUGGAGAGGCCACCGAGGAGGAGCCCUGCAGCCCCACUAUGUGCCCAGUGCCAAGUGUCUGGGGUCUGUGGUCCCCCUGGUCCACCUGCUCAGCCCCCUGUGAUGGAGGCAUCCAGACACGUGGGCGCAGCUGCUCUGCCUCCGCUCCUGGGGACUCCGAGUGCCAGGGACCCCACAGCCAGACCAAGGACUGCAACACACAGCCCUGCACAGCCCAGUGCCCAGGGGACAUGGUGUUCCGCUCGAUGGAGCAGUGCCACCAGGAGGGGGGCCCGUGCCCUCGGCUGUGCCUGGCGCAGGGCCCUGGGGUGGAGUGCAUAGGCUUCUGCGCCCCCGGCUGCGCCUGCCCCCCUGGCCUCUUCCUGCACAAUGCCAGCUGCCUGCCCCCCAGUCGGUGCCCCUGCCAGCUGCACGGGCAGCUCUAUGCGCCUGGAGAAGUGGCUCAGCUGGACUCCUGCAACAACUGCACCUGCAUCUCUGGCGAGAUGGUGUGCACCUCGGAGCCCUGCCCAGUGGCCUGUGGCUGGAGCCCCUGGACCCCGUGGAGUGUCUGCAGCCGCAGCUGCAACGUGGGCCUUCGGCGGCGCUUCCGGGCGGGCACUGCGCCCCCUGCUGCCUUCGGGGGACCUGCCUGCCAGGGCCCAGACAUGGAGGCUGAAUUCUGUAGCCUGCGGCCAUGUCAAGGUCCUGGUGGGGAGUGGGGCCCCUGGUCUCCGUGCUCCGUGCCCUGUGGUGGUGGCUACCGGAACCGCACCCGAGGUGGUGGCCCCCACAGCCUGAUGGACUUCUCCCCCUGUGGCCUGCAGCCCUGUGCAGGGCCGGUGCCUGGCGUGUGUCCCAGGGGCAAGCGGUGGCUGGACUGUGCCGAGGGCCCUGCCUCCUGUGCAGAGCUCAGCGCUCCUCAAGGGACUAACCAGACCUGCCACCCUGGCUGCUACUGCCCUUCCGGAACGCUCCUGCUGAACAACGUGUGUGUGCCCUCCCAGGACUGCCCCUGCGCCCACGGGGGGCGCCUCCACCCCCCGGGCAGUGCUGUUCUUCGUCCCUGUGAGAACUGCUCCUGUGUCUCUGGGCUCAUUACCAACUGCACCUCCUGGCCUUGUGCGGAGGGUCAGCCCACGUGGUCGCCCUGGACCCCAUGGAGUGAGUGCUCGGCCUCCUGUGGCCCUGCCCGACGCCACCGGCACCGCUUCUGCACCAGGCGCCCUGGCAUGGUGCUGUCCAGCAUGGCGCUGCUGCCCCCACCGGCCUCGGCCACGCCUCUUUGCCCAGGCCCCGAGGCUGAGGAGGAGCCCUGCCUCCUGCCAGGGUGUGACCGAGCUGGGGGCUGGGGUCCUUGGGGCCCGUGGUCCAGCUGUAGCCGGAGCUGUGGGGGAGGCCUGCGGAGCCGGACCCGAGCCUGCGACCAGCCCCUGCCCCAGGGCCUGGGGGAUUACUGCGAGGGGCCUCGGGCCCAGGGGGAGACCUGCCAGGUUCUGCCAUGCCCAGUGACCAACUGCACAGCCAUUCAAGGGGCUGAGUACAGCCGCUGUGGCCCUCCCUGUCCACGCUCCUGUGAUGACCUAGUGCACUGUGUGUGGCACUGCCAGCCCGGCUGUUACUGCCCCCCAGGCCAGGUGCUGAGUGCCGACCGGGCCAUCUGCGUACAGCCUGGCCAUUGCAGCUGCCUGGACCUGCUGACUGGGGAGUGGCACCGGCCGGGCACUCAGCUGGCGAGGCCAGACGGCUGCAACUACUGCACCUGCUCGGAGGGGAGGCUGACCUGCACAGACCUGCCUUGCCCAGUGCCUGGAGGCUGGUGCCCGUGGUCGGAGUGGACAGCGUGCACCCAGCCCUGCAGGAGCCAGAUGAGGACCCGCUCCAGGGCCUGCACCUGCCCCCCUCCUCAGCACGGGGGAGCCCCGUGCCCCGGGGAGGCCGGGGAGGCAGGGGCCCAGCAUCAGCGGGAGACCUGCCCCAGCCGCACUGCGUGCCCAGUGGAUGGAGCCUGGAGCCCAUGGGGACCGUGGUCUCCCUGUGACGUGUGCCUGGGGCAGUCCCAUCGGAGCCGGGUGUGUAGCUGGCCCCCCACUGAGGGAGGCAGGCCCUGUCCUGGGGGCCAUGGGCAGAGUCGCCCUUGCCAAGACAAUUCCACCCGAUGCACAGACUGUGGGGGUGGCCAGGAGCUUCUUCCCUGUGGGCGGCCCUGCCCCCGCUCCUGCCAGGACCUGUCCCUGGGGAUGAUGUGCCAGCCAGGCUCGACGGCCUGCCAGCCCAGCUGUGGGUGUCCCCCUGGGCAGCUGUCCCAGGAUGGCCUUUGUGUGUCCCCCGCCCACUGCCGCUGCCAGUACCAGCCUGGAGCCAUGGGGAUCCCCGAGAACCAGAGCCGCUCAGCAGGGUCUGGGCUCAGCUCCUGGCAGAGCUUGGAACCCGGAGAGGUGGUGACUGGGCCGUGUGACAACUGCACCUGUGUGGCAGGCAUCCUGCAAUGCCAGGAGGUGCCUGGCUGCCCUGGCCCUGGGGUGUGGAGCUCCUGGGGCCCCUGGGAGGACUGCAGUGUUUCGUGUGGGGGAGGGGAGCAGCUGCGCUCUCGACGCUGCGCCCGGCCCCCCUGCCUGGGGCCUGUCCGCCAGAGCCGCACCUGCCACACACAAGUCUGCAGAGAGGCAGGCUGCCCGGCCGGGCGACUGUACCGGGAGUGCCAGCCCAGCGAGGGGUGCCCCUUCUCCUGCGCCCACAUCACUCAGCAGGUGGGCUGCUUCUCCGAUGGCUGCGAGGAGGGCUGCCACUGCCCCGAGGGCACCUUCCAGCAUGGCUCGGCCUGUGUCCAGGAGUGCCCGUGUGUGCUGACAGCCUUGCUGCUGCAGGAGCUGGGAGCCGCCAGCGCUGACCCUGAGGCUCGCCCACCCAUUCUGGGAGAGGGGGGUCAGCCCCUUGGGCCUGGAGAUGAGCUGGGCUCGGGUCAGACCCUCCGUGUAGGCUGCAGCAACUGUUCCUGUGUGCACGGAAAGCUGUCUUGCUCUGUGGAGGACUGCUCCAGGGCUGGUGGUGGCUUCAGUCCCUGGGGUCCAUGGGGUCUGUGCUCCCGCUCCUGUGGCGGGCUCGGCACCCGCACCCGUAGCCGCCAGUGUGUGCACCCCACGCCAGCUCCCGGCGGCCAGGGCUGCCUUGGGCCCCACCAGGACCUCGAGUACUGCCCCAGCCCAGACUGCCCAGGGGCUGGAGGGUCCACGGUGGAGCCAGCGACGGGCCUUCCAGGUGGCUGGGGCCUGUGGUCCCCGUGGUCCCCCUGCUCCAGCAGCUGCACAGACCCCGCUCGCCCUGCUCUGCGCAGCCGCACCCGCCUCUGCCUGGUGAACUGCACCAGCGGGGACACUUCGCAGGAGCGCCCUUGCAACCUGCCCUCUUGCACAGAGCUGCCGCUGUGCCCUGGCCCUGGCUGCGUGGCCGGGAACUGCUCCUGGACCACCUGGGCCCCGUGGGAACCUUGCUCCCGAAGCUGCGGGGUGGGCCAGCAGCGCCGCCUUCGGGCGUACCGUCCCCCAGGGCCCGGUGGGCACUGGUGCCCCGACAUCCUUACAGCUUACCAGGAGCACCGCUUCUGCAACCGGCGUGCUUGCCCAGUGCCAGGAGGCUGGUCCCGCUGGAGUCCCUGGUCCUGGUGUGACCGGAGCUGUGGAGGGGGCCGAUCCCUGAGGAGCCGCCGUUGCUCGAGCCCCCCACCCAAGAACGGGGGUGCUCCCUGUGUUGGGGAGAAGCACCACGCUCGGCUCUGCAAUCCCAUGCCGUGUGAGGAGGGCUGCCCAGCAGGCAUGGAGGUCGUCAGCUGUGCCAACCGCUGCCCCCGCCGCUGCUCAGACCUCCAGGAGGGGAUCGUGUGUCAGGAUGGCCAGCCCUGCCAGCGGGGCUGCCGCUGCCCUGAGGGCUCCCUGGAGCAGGACAGCGGCUGUGUGCCAAUUGAGCACUGCGAGUGCACGGAUGCCCAGGGCCACAGCUGGGCCCCAGGGAGCCAGCACCAGGAGGCCUGUAACAAUUGCUCGUGCCAGGCCGGGCAGCUCUCCUGCACGGCUCAGCCCUGCCCACCACCCGCCCACUGCACCUGGAGCCGCUGGUCAGCCUGGAGUCCCUGCAGCCGCUCAUGUGGGCCUGGCGGGCAGCAGAGCCGCUUCCGGUCCUCCACGUCAGACUCAUGGGCGCCGGAGUGUCGGGAGGAGCAGUCCCAGAGCCAGCCCUGCCCUCAGCCCCCGUGCCCACCCCUGUGCCUGCAUGGUGCCCACUCCCGCACCCUAGGGGACAGUUGGCAGCAGGGCGAGUGCCAGCAGUGCUCCUGCACCCCGGAGGGGGUCAUCUGCGAGGACACCAAGUGUGCAGAGCCCGGGGCCUGGACACUGUGGUCCCCCUGGUCUGACUGCCUUGUCUCCUGUGGAGGUGGAAACCAGGUCCGCACCCGGGCCUGCAUGGCCUUGGCUUCUCGCCUUGAGCCCCGCCACUGCCUGGGCCCCGACACCCAGACCCAGCACUGUGGGUGGCAGCCUUGCCCGGGGCUGCAGGAGGCCUGCUCCUGGGGCCCGUGGGGGCCCUGUUCCCGCAGCUGCGGCCCCGGCCUGGCCUCCCGCUCUGGGUCCUGCCCCUGCCUGCUGGCCGAGGCUGACCCCACCUGCAAUGGGACCUUCCUUCACCUGGACACCCAGGCCUGCUACGCAGGGCCCUGCCUGGAGGAGUGCGUGUGGAGCAGCUGGAGCAGCUGGACGCGAUGCUCAUGCCAAGUGCUGGUCCAGCAGCGCUACCGACACCAGGGACCAGCUCCCGGAAGGGCAAGGGAGGGCCCCCCCUGCACACGGCUGGACGGCCACUUCCGGCCUUGCCUCAUCAGCAACUGCUCUGAGGACAGCUGCACUCCUCCCUUUGAGUUCCACGCCUGCGGCUCCCCCUGUGCUGGGCUCUGUGCCACACACCUGAGCCGUGGGCUCUGUCAGGACCUGCCACCUUGCCAGCCCGGCUGCUACUGCCCUGAGGGGCUGCUGGAGCAGGCUGGGGGCUGCAUUCCCCCAGAGCAGUGUAGCUGCCAGCACAUCUUAGGAGAAGGAGCCGGGGUGACCCUGGCCCCCGGGGAAAACCUGCAGCUGGGCUGCAAAGAGUGUGUAUGCCAGCACGGGGAGCUGCGGUGCACCAGCUGGGGCUGUCAAGGUCUUCUGCCUCUCAGUGGCUGGUCCGAGUGGUCGCCUUGUGGGCCCUGCCUGCCCCUUGGUGUCCUGGCCCCUGCCUCCAGGGCUGCCCUAGAGGAGCGCUGGCCCCAGGACCCAGCCAGCCUCUCCCCAACCUCGGCCCCUGUGCUGGCCUCGGAGCAGCACCGCCAUCGCCUCUGCUUGGACCCUGAGACAGGGAGGCCAUGGGCCGGGGACCCAGACCUCUGCACUGCACCACUCAGCCAGCAACGCCUCUGCCCGGACCCUCAAGCCUGCCACGACUUAUGCCAGUGGAGUCCUUGGGGGCCCUGGAGCCCCUGCCAGGUGCCCUGCAGUGGGGGGUUCCGGCUGCGCUGGAGAAAGGCAGGGGUUCCCCCUGGAGGAGGCUGCCGGGGGCCAUGGGCUCAGACAGAGAGCUGCAACAUGGGGCCCUGCCCAGGGGAGAGCUGUGAGUCCAGGGACACCGUGCCCACCCCUGACUGUGCCAACCAGUGCCCUAGAAGCUGUGCCGACCUCUGGGACCGUGUGCAGUGUCUGCAGGGACCGUGCCGCCCAGGCUGCCGCUGUCCCCCUGGGCAACUGGUACAGGAUGGGCACUGUGUGCCCAUCUCCUCUUGCCGCUGUGGCCUCCCCAGCCCCAAUGCCUCGUGGGUCCUGGCCCCGGCCGAGGUGGUGCAGCUGGACUGCAAAACCUGCACCUGUGUCAAUGGGUCCCUGUUGUGUCCACGCCAUGAGUGCCCAGUCCUUGGGCCUUGGUCAGCCUGGAGCAGCUGCUCGGCUCCCUGCGGUGGGGGCACCACCAAGCGCCGUCGGAGCUGUGAGGAAGGUCCCAGGGGGGCACCAUGCCAAGCCCAGGACACAGAGCAAUGGCAGGAGUGUAACCCGCAGCCCUGCCCUGAGUGCCCACCUGGCCAGGUGCUCAGGGCCUGUGCCCUCUCGUGCCCGCGCCUCUGCUCACAUCUGCAGCCUGGUGACCUCUGUGUGCAGGACGUCUGCCAGCCUGGCUGUGGCUGCCCUGGAGGGCAGCUGCUGCACAAUGGCACCUGUGUGCCCCCCACUGCAUGCCCCUGCACCCAGCUCUCCCUGCCCUGGGGCCUCACCCUAAGCCUUGAAGAGCAGGCCCAGGAGCUGCCCCCAGGAACUGUGCUCAGCCGGAACUGCACCCGCUGUGUCUGCCAGGGUGGAGCCUUCAACUGCUCCCUCGCUGACUGUCAGGACUGCCCCCCUGGGGAAGUGUGGCAGCAGGUGGCCCCUGGGGAGCUGGGACCCUGCGAGCGGACAUGCUGGGAACCGAACGCCACUGAGUCUCAGAGCAACUGCAGUGCGGGGCAGGCCCCAGGCUGCGUGUGCCAGCCUGGGCACUUCCGCAGCCAGGCGGGACCCUGCGUGCCUGCAGACCGCUGCGAGUGCUGGCGCCACGGGCAUCCCCACCCACCUGGAUCCGAAUGGCCGGAGGACUGUGAGAGCUGCCGCUGCCUCGGUGGGAGGAGUGUCUGCACUCAGCAGUGCCCCCCCCUCACCUGUGCCCAGGGCGAGGUGACCGUGCAGGAGCCAGGGAGCUGCUGUCCCACUUGCCGCCAGGAGACCCUGGAAGAGCAGUCAGCCUCCUGCCGGCACCUCACUGAGCUUCGCAACCUCACCAAGGGCCCCUGCUACCUGGACCAGGUGGAAGUAAGCUACUGCAGUGGGCACUGCCCGUCCAGCACCAACGUCAUGCCUGAGGAGCCAUAUCUGCAGAGCCAGUGCGACUGCUGUAGCUACCGCCUGGACCCCGAGAGCCCCGUGCAGAUCCUGAACCUGCGCUGUCCUGGCGGCCACACAGAGCCAGUAGUGCUGCCCGUCAUCCACAGCUGUCAGUGCAGCGCCUGCCAGGGAGGUGAUUUCUCAAAGCGCUGAGGGCUCUACAGGAUGAGAUCGCUGCCGCCCCGCACGUGAUCACCGGGCCCAGCAGCGCUGACCCCCUCCUCCCUUGCCCACCUGUCCCCUCCCUGCCCUGGCACUAGCAUAU
This is a messenger RNA of Equus quagga, 15679 nucleotides long. Its product is annotated as SCO-spondin-like. NCBI's taxonomy places the organism in Eukaryota, Metazoa, Chordata, Mammalia, Perissodactyla, Equidae. Gene Ontology annotation, molecular function: protein binding. The record is from RefSeq and is a predicted model, not a curated record. Gene Ontology annotation, cellular component: extracellular matrix.